AUGGCAAUGAUACGUUGUAAGCAACUUGAAGUUGAAGGGGACAAACUUGAUAGACUUACCAAUCUUCCCAUCAAUGUGCAACACCGGAUUCAAGAAAGCUUGUUUAUUGAGGAAGCCGCAAGAAUGAGCGUUUUGUCUAGACCCUGGAGACAUGUUUGGGCUUCAAUCCCCAAGCUUGUAUUUUCUCCCCAUUUUUGCCAGAGCAAGCCAUCAGAUACAUUAAUAAACGUCAUUAAUACAAUUCUCUUGCAGCACCAUGGAGCCAUUAAGACAUUCCACCUGAAUAUUUCAUCAAUACCUUCUUCCCAGCACUCAGUUAUCGAUCAAUGGAUGUUUUUGUUGUCAAGAAAUGGUGUCAUGGAUCUCACCCUUCAGAAUCUAGACAAUAAAGCUCCUUAUAGAUUGUCUUACCCUGUGUACGGUGUGGAACUAGAAAGGUUGAGCCUGUCCAACUGCAUUUUCAAGCCGCCAUGCAGCUUUAGGGGUUUCCACAAGCUCAAAAAGCUUUCACUACUCAAAGUCGCCUUGGAAGACGUUGCUGUUAAGGGGUGUAGUGGUUUUCCUAAUUCGAAAAUAUAUGCUCCAAAACUUUUGCAAAUAUUUUUCCUUAUCUGGCGCACCAAACCCAUUGAGUUGGGUCAUUUUAUGGACUGUCAGAAGCUGAAAACAGUUAUACUUGCAUCAUCAAGAAACAAUAAAGAUAAAGUGAUAAACUUGACCUAUCUUCUCAACUGCUGGCCUGAAGUUCUUCAUUUUAAUCUGGACAGUUACUACCUCAAGUCUUUUGCUACUGAAUUAGAGAGGCUCCCCACAUGCCUCAAUAGCUUGAGGGCUCUCACUUUAUUUGAGUUCGAUUUUGAUGAUGAUGAUCAAAUAUUUUCUCUUCUAGGAAUGCUUAAAAGUUCUCCCAAUUUGGAGGACCUUCUAUUUCUGUUGAGCUCGAAGAAGAAUGGUGGCGUGGAAGUCAAUGUAAAUCAUUUUGAAGGACCAGCUUGCAGGACACUAGGACUCAACAAGCUACAACAAUUGAAAAUAGAUAACUUCCAUGGUUCAAGAACCGAAAUGCUCUUUGUAAGGUCUAUACUUUCCUCUGCACCUUUACUCCUGAAGACCAUCAUUAAUGAAGACGCAGACAGUGUUCAUGAAAGCCAACGCUUGAAGAUCUCAAAGGAGUUGAUGGGGUUUCCUCGGGCAUCUCCUAAAUUGGAAAUAAUAUGUGAACAAUCAGAAAUGGACACGGAUGUGCUUUAUUGA
This is a messenger RNA of Lycium barbarum (goji berry), 1254 nucleotides long. RefSeq names its product F-box/FBD/LRR-repeat protein At1g13570-like. The record is from RefSeq and is a predicted model, not a curated record. Lineage: Eukaryota; Viridiplantae; Streptophyta; Magnoliopsida; Solanales; Solanaceae. Gene Ontology annotation, molecular function: protein binding. The transcript has 2 exons. The coding region runs from base 1 to 1254 and encodes 417 amino acids.